This is a messenger RNA of Stegostoma tigrinum, 4330 nucleotides long. Its product is annotated as egl nine homolog 1-like. The transcript is spliced from 5 exons. Gene Ontology annotation, cellular component: cytoplasm; nucleus. Gene Ontology annotation, molecular function: L-ascorbic acid binding; peptidyl-proline 4-dioxygenase activity; ferrous iron binding. NCBI's taxonomy places the organism in Eukaryota, Metazoa, Chordata, Chondrichthyes, Orectolobiformes, Stegostomatidae. Gene Ontology annotation, biological process: cellular response to hypoxia; peptidyl-proline hydroxylation to 4-hydroxy-L-proline. The coding region runs from base 328 to 1875 and encodes 515 amino acids. The record is from RefSeq and is a predicted model, not a curated record.
CUGUUUACUGGGUCACGUGGGUGGUUGUGCACGUGUAAUUGACACAAGGGCUGAUGGAGAAGAUGUGGCGGGUUUCGGAGCUUGGGCAGGGAUCCCUCCUGUGGGCAAUGCAGCCUCGGAUGCAUGCAAUUCAUUAAAUGCAGCGACGGGGAGGAGGCGGCCAAUUGCAAUUCGCCGAGGAGAGUGUUUCUGACGAGAGAGAGAGAAGCGGCGGCGGCGAGAGGCAGAGACAGUGGGUGGGUACAGUAUUGUCCGGUCGGUGAGGAUGAGAUGCCCGUGAGCCGGUGCUGGGUUCCGCGAAGCCAUGGCCCCGGGACGUGAGCUGAGAUGGCACAGCCGCCGCCGCCCGAGUGCCUGACAGCGCCGUUGAGCCGGAGGCUCUCGGCUCUGAGCUCUGCCCCGUGCCCAGGCGAGCCGCCAGCCUCGGCCGCUCUGCCCAUGGGGCUGCAGGGCUUCAGCAGCCAACCCGCGGCGGCUGGCAGAGCUCUCUGCCGCCUCCUGCAACCGGCUGCCCACCUCGGGGGCACGGGCAUGGGGGCGGAAGCGGGCGGAGACAAUGUAUCAUCUCAGACGGCUACAGUGUCUCCUGGCACCCAGAUGGCUACAGUAUCCCCGGGCACCCAAAUGGCUACAGUAUCCCCGGGCACCCAAAAAGCUCCAAUUCUGACUGGCACCAGAAUGACUACAGUAUCUGCAAGAUCCCAAAUAGUUUCAGUGCCCACUGGUUCUGGAAUGGUUACAGUGUCUGGGGGCACUGUGCACGGCGAGGGUGCAUGGAAGCCACGCCACCAUCCCCACCGCCUUCCUCGGGACCACCUGCUGACCCUCGAUCCUGUCCUCAGCACCCUUUCUGCUGGCCAGGAGGUGGUAAGCAGCAACUGCAGGAGGAGAGCCCUGGAGAGCCCAUGCCUGAUGCCAGCCCCUUGCCUGUGGCAGGGAGAGGGUGGUGGCAGCCUUCAAGCGAACAGGAGCGAUGCCCAGCUGUGCCCUAAGCGGAAAAGACUGGAAAACGGGGACGUUCCUAGUGGUCUAAGCCUGGUGAAUGGACACAGCGAGGAUCCUGGCCCUGGCAAGGAUACCAAGUGGAAGAAAGAGGAGGAUGAAAAUGUUGCACCCUUGGGGUGCCAGAAGGAUAAUGCGAUGGGCAGGGCAGCGCAGGACAUGCACUUGAGACUGCAGACUCAGGAUUUGGUCAACAACUACAUUGUGCCCUGCAUGAACUGCUAUGGCAUCUGCGUCAAGGACAACUUUCUGGGGGAGGGAAUGGGCAGUAAGGUCCUCCUGGAAGUGCUGAGCCUUCACCGGAAUGGGAUCCUCAUGGAUGGGAAAGUGGUCAGCCCUCUCAGUGUGCCCACCAGGAAUAUCCGAGGUGACAAGAUUGCCUGGGUGGAUGGCAAGGAACAAUCCUGUGCCAACAUUGGCCUCUUGAUGGCCAGGAUCGAUGAGCUGAUCAUCUAUAGUGCCGGCAGGCUGGGGACAUACAUGAUCAACGGGAGGACUAAGGCAAUGGUGGCUUGUUACCCUGGGCAUGGAACUGGCUACGUCCGACAUAUCGACAACCCAAAUGGUGAUGGCCGCUGUGUCACGUGUAUUUAUUAUCUCAACAGGGACUGGGAUAUCAAUGUCCAUGGUGGCUUGCUGCAAAUAUUUCCGGAAAACCGUUCUGAGGUUGCGAACAUUGAGCCUUUAUUCGACAGGUUAUUAAUUUUCUGGUCAGACCGUAGGAACCCACACGAAGUGAAACCUGCCUUUGCCACCAGGUACGCUAUCACCGUUUGGUAUUUUGAUGGGAAGGAGCGCAUUGAAGCCAAAGAGCGAUUUAAGAAAGCGUCUGCUCAGAAGGCUCUUCAGUUUACUCAGACCAGUACGGCGUAGGGUUCAGUUGGACAGGACCAGGACCACGCACCAGCUGCCCACCCACCGUGUCCAGUGAGCAGAGGGACUACAUGCGCUGGGCUGGUUUUGAGUCAACGACCCUCCUGCUCCUCCGUCCGCCGUCCACAAUGCUGGCCAGUCUCUCCAUCAAUCGUCCUGGGGUCCCUUGAUGCAGCAGCUCCAUUUAAUGUAGACCACAGUGUUCUUCAAAAUAACGCGAUAUGACAGGUCAAGGGUCACCAGGGGCAGCACUUAACCCUUCGCUGUGCAUCACGGGCAUUUACACAAUCUCAGUGUACAGAGAGAACUGUUUCGUUGGACUUUUUUCUAUUUGUUCCUCUGAGCCAGUGCAAAGCAAUCAUUAUGUUUGAUAGGGACAGUGUACAAGGAGCUCUACUUUCAGUUUAAAGGAGUAGAGGGAGCUUUACUCUGUAUCUAACCCUGCACCAUCCCUGUCCUGGGAGUGUUUGAUGGGGACAGUGUAGAGGGAGCUUUUCUCUGUAUCUAACCCUGCACUGUCUCUGUCCCGGGACUGUUUGAUGGGGAGCAUUGUAAAGGAAGCUUGACUGUGUAUCUGACUCUGUCCCUGUCCUGUGAAUGUUUGCUGGGGAACAGUGUAGAGGGAUCUUUCUUUUCAGUCUAAAAGAGUAGAGAGAGCUUUACUCUGCAUCUAACCCCAUGCUGUCCCUGCAAAGUUUUGCGAAAGAAAAUUCCUCAUUAUUCCAUAAAUGCAAAGCCUCGAUACGGAUAAAUUUCCUUUUCAAAUAACACACUCUCGUUCCCUUUUUGUUAAGUUGAAUCUUGUAUUCCGGAUAUAAUUGAUUUUAUUGUUGGCGUACCUGAAUAGAGUGAAAAGCUUUGUUUACAGACAGUACAGACAGAUCAUAGUAAGCAAAGGAUGUACAGGUCAAAAAGACUUAGAGGCAUAAAGGUUACAUUGCACAGGGUGUGCACUAGGCGAUACCAACGUUAGCAUGAUCAGUGUUUGAGGUUUGAGAGUCCAUUCAUCAGCCUAAUAGCAGCAGGGAAGAAGCUGUUCCUCAGCCUGGUGCGUGUGUUCAGGCUUCUGUAUCUUCUGCCUGACGGAAGAGAGUGCUACCAGGGUGUGAUGAGUCUUCCGCAGCAAUGGGAAGUGUAGAUGGAGUCAAUGGAUGGGAGGUCAGCUUCUGUGACGGUCUGGGCUGUGCACACCACCUUCUGCAGUUUCUUACGGUCCUGGGCAAAGCAGUGGCUGUACGAGGCUGUUACGCACCCAGACAGUAUGCUUUCUACGGUGCAUCUGUAGAAAUUGGUGAGGGACGUUAUGGACAUGGCAAAUUUCCUGAGCCGCCUGAGAAAGAGGAGGCGCUGUUGUGUCUUCUUGACUGUUCCAUUUAUGUGGGAAGUCCAGGAAAGGCUGUCAGUUAUUGUUGCUAGAUUUAUUGGGUGGUAAGGGAGACAGGAGUUAAUAGGCAAGUGUCCAGUUCCUAAUCCCCAGCCCUCACCCUUAGCCUUUGUUAAUCAGAUACCGUUCCCCAACUUCCCUUCCCUUUCAAAUGAGUUAAUGGACCGUCUGCUUCCUGAAGAUCUUAUCCGUGUACCAGUCCCCCUGGGACAGUGCUGAGGAAACCUUGUACGUUCUGCUGAGAAGCCAGAAGCUGCCUCCUUUAUUCACCACCCUGCCCACCCCACUCCCAGCUGCCCCAUUCCAUUCUGGGGUCAGGACUUUGGAAAGGGAGCCCUUAAAAGCUCUGCUCCUUCAUUAUUAACACCAUUAACAAAUUCCAAACUCCUCCUGGGACAUUUUGUCAAGUUUCAAAAAUGGCCACAUCAGUUCAUGGACCUUGAAGUUCUGCACCCUCUCCUUUAAGAGGAGUGGCGUACUCACUGUGGAAUUUCCAACACACACCAUAAACAAAUGAACUGUGGAUGCUGGAAAUAGGAAAGAAGGGACUAGGCCCAAAACGUCACCCUUCCUGCUCCUCUGAUGCUGCUUGGCCUGCUGUGUUCCUCCAGCUCUACACUGCGUUAUCUCAGAUUCUCCAGCAUCUGCAGUUCCUACUAUCCCCAGAAUGUUACCUGUGUGUCUGAAUUAACAGCCCAUUGAUAAUAUCCCUAGCACACUGGCUCUCCUAAUGUAUGAUGUUUGAAAGCAGGUCUUCACACUAAAGUAAUGGAAAUCAGGAUCCCUUCCACAGAGGUCUGUACAGUGCUGCAAAACUGGGAAAUACAUGAAUAUUAAUUUGAUCCCCAUGUGCCAGCCACAUGUUGUGGGCUUAGUAGGUCAGGUCGUGCCUGGAAGGUGAGGCUUUGCUCGGUUCAGUCUCUAGGACAAAGGCGUUGGGUGUUUAUGAUCACUUAUAUCACAACCUAUUUUGACUACCAAUAGUGUUUAAGAUUAAAGAAGUAAUGUGCAAGCACAAGCCUUAUCUCCAGUUCAGAGUUCCACUGAGACGAUAGUUUCAAUGAAGCAGUA